AUGAGCCUGUGGAAGAGAGCGGCGGGUCUUCUCAAAGACCGCAACAGCAUUUGGGCGGCGAGUUUUUGUAGAAAAUCAUCGUAUCGUAAUCCCGACCUCGAAGCGGCAAUUAUCAAAGCAACAAGCCACGAUGAAUUGCACGUUGAUUAUCGAAAUGCGCAGAGAGUUUUAGUGCGGUUACGAAAUUCGCCUCUCAGUGUAAAGCCUCUAGUAUGGGCUCUCUCUAAACGUAUGGAAAAAACCAAGAGUUGGGUUGUGGCCCUCAAGGGUUUGAUUCUCAUGCAUGGCGUUUUUUGUUGUAAGAUCCCGGCUGUACAAAGGAUUGGACGUUUGCCCUUCGAUCUUUCGAGUUUCAGUGAUGGACAUUCAAGAACGAGCAAUUCGUGGGGUUUUAAUAAUUUUAUUCGGGCUUAUUAUGCAUUUUUGGAUCAAAGAUCGGCGUUUUUUUAUGAACAAAGUAAACCAAGCGAGGAACCAAUGAUGCAAGAGUUGAAUAAGCUGCAAAGUUUGCAGGAUUUGCUAGAUUUAUUGCUACAAAUCAAGCCGCUGGGGAAGAAUAUGCGUGUGACUUUGAUUCUCGAGGCCAUGGACUGUGUGGUGAUCGAAAUAUAUGAUGUUUAUAGCAGAAUUUGCAACGGGAUUGCACGGGUUCUAAUGAGGAUAUAUUCAGCCGGGCAAGGCGAAGUGGCCCUGGCGCUUAAAGUUCUUUUGAAAGCAACCGAACAAGGCGACGAAUUGUCUCUAUAUUUUGAGUUUUGCAGAGAUUUUGGUAUUUUAAACACACUGGAGCUCCCGAAAGUCACACAGGUUCCAGAGGAAGAUAUUCGAGUUCUUGAAAGACUUAUCAAUGGCGUUCCAGAGAAUAAUGAUAAAGGAGAUUUAAAGAAGAAAGAGGACUCAGAAAUGGCGGAUUUAGAUGAUGAUGAUGUUGAAGAGAAAGCCAUGGUGAUGAAAGAAAAUGAAAGUUGUGUUGAUAAUCAAGAACAAAAGUUGAGGACAAUAAUAACCGAUGAAUGGGAAGUUUUUGACGAAGAUUUGAAGGUAAAUGAAGAAGAAAAUGUUGCAGAAAGAUCGUCAAAUCCAUUCAUAGAUUCACCAAAUGUUCUUCCUUUUGUGCCUGAACAUAAACAUGAUCUUCCAGAUUUAAUUGGAUUCUAUUAA
This is a messenger RNA of Pistacia vera, 1161 nucleotides long. RefSeq names its product putative clathrin assembly protein At1g25240. The transcript has a single exon. Bases 1 to 1161 code for a protein of 386 amino acids. The record is from RefSeq and is a predicted model, not a curated record. Gene Ontology annotation, molecular function: 1-phosphatidylinositol binding; phosphatidylinositol-4,5-bisphosphate binding; SNARE binding. Gene Ontology annotation, cellular component: clathrin-coated vesicle; clathrin-coated pit. Gene Ontology annotation, biological process: clathrin-dependent endocytosis; vesicle budding from membrane; clathrin coat assembly. Lineage: Eukaryota; Viridiplantae; Streptophyta; Magnoliopsida; Sapindales; Anacardiaceae.